Xenopus laevis (African clawed frog) is the source of this 2027-nucleotide messenger RNA. RefSeq lists its product as uncharacterized. NCBI's taxonomy places the organism in Eukaryota, Metazoa, Chordata, Amphibia, Anura, Pipidae. Bases 207 to 1526 code for a protein of 439 amino acids. The record is from RefSeq and is a predicted model, not a curated record. The transcript has 2 exons.
GUGUGGUUCUUCUGGUGUGCACCCAUAAUCUAAUUAGGACGGCAAUAGAUAUCUUAGGACAGGACCUCGUGAAGAGGGUGAAUACUGCAACUGCCUGUUACCUGAUGUGACUGUGUGUCAUGUGCUCAUCUGUCGUAGGACUGGUCUGAGAAAGAGAAGUAGAUCCUCAGCACUGCAAGAUUGGUUUGGUUCCAUACGGAUCUGAGAUGUCCGAGACGAAGCAGGUCGGAGAAGACAGAAGUGAAAAUAUUCAAGCAAGCCUCAGCCAAGCUGACAGUGACAAUGAAUUGUGCAGACUCCCCAACAAGAAGGAUUUGCCUCAGAUGUCUCAGGAGUCUUGUGCUGAUGGGAAAUCUCCUGCUCCCAGAAAACGAAAGUCUCAAAAUACAAAGGAUAUCAGAUUAUCAUUUGACUGCAGAGAGUGUGGACAAAGCUUCAGGAAGAAGUCUAAACUCAAAACCCAUUUUCUGUGCCACACAGGUGAGAAGCCAUGUGUCUGUGUUCAUUGUGGGAAACGUUUCGCAGAUAAGUAUAAGCUCAGUCUUCAUCUAAGGAUUCACACAGGAGAGAAUCUUUCUGUCUGUCCUCAUUGUGGGAAAAGCUACCGAGAUAAGAAAAAACUCACCGUUCAUCUGAGGAUUCACACAGGAGAAACCCCGUUUGUGUGCCCUGAGUGUGGGAAAGGCUUCAGGGCUGGAAGUUUUCUCACAUCUCACCUUUCAAUCCACACGGGAGAGAAACCUUUUGUCUGCACUGAGUGUGGGAUGGGCUUCAGGAAAAACUAUGAACUCAAAUCUCACCUUCAAGUUCACACAGGAGUGAACGAAUUUGUUUGCAAAGAAUGUGGGAAAUGUUUUAGGUACAGAAGUGAACUGAACAUUCACAUUAACUUACAUGCAGGAAAGACUUUCCCUUGUACGGAGUGCGGCAAAUCUUUUGUAUCAAAGAAGAAUCUGAAAAGACACCAAAUGAUCCACACUGGGGAGAAGCCACACGAGUGCACAGAAUGUGGGAAACAAUUCCUGGAAAAAAGUAAACUGAAGAGACAUCAUCUAAGUCAUACUGGAGUAAAACCAUUCAGCUGCUUUGAGUGUGGAGAACAGUUCACAUGGAAACACCAGCUCCAGUAUCACCAACUGAGUCACACUGGGGAGAGACCAUUUGUCUGUAGUGAGUGUGGGAAGAGCUACAAGAGCAAGUCUUCACUUACUGUGCACUGUCAUAUUCACACAGGGGAGAGACCAUUUGUCUGUAGUGAGUGUGGGAAGAGCUUCCAGACCAAGGCUUCACUUGCUCUGCACUGUCAUAUUCACACAGGGGAGAAACCAUUUGUAUGCCCUGAGUGUGGGAAAGGCUUUAGGGAUCCGACUAGUCUCAACAGUCAUGUUCGGAGGCACACAGGAGAAGAACCUUUUGCGUGUGCUGAGUGUGGGAAAACUUACACGGACUCCAGUACAUUGAAGAACCACCUUAAGCUUCACGUUAAAGGAAAAUAUUUUGCUCAUUCUGAAUGUGGGGAAAGCUGAAAAUCUGAGACACACCUCCAUGUUCAUCUUGAGAAAUUCUAAGUUUUUAUUUAGUGUUUUGGAACCAUCAGGAAUUGCCAUGAUCUAUAACUACCACAUUCACUGAGAUGAAACAACUUUUCAAUGGACCAUAUCAUGGCUUGUCUUGGGGUGAAGUUUAGCGUACCGUAAAUGUUUCAUGGAUUCACCAGGUGCUUUCCAAAAAUGUGUUUGUAUGAGACUUAUAUUUUCUUUAAACUUUUCAUAUAUUCUAGGGGAGGGUGGAGCACAAAUUUAUUCACACAAUGGGGCUAUCACUGUAAACUUAAGCAAAGGUUCAGACUUGUGCAUGAGGGUCAGGAGGGAAAUCUGGGAUGUGCCUUGAGUAACCAAAAAAGAAAAAUGUGUGGUGCCUCCUCCCAGUAAUGUGCAGGUGACUCCUGAGAAGGGAUUGAGUUACACACCUUUCCAAAAUAUUCUAUGUGUCACGCUGAACUGCACAAAAUAAACCAUUCCUUUUGA